AUGACUAUCUUGUCCACCGUCCCCGUCCCCGAGGCGCUAGAUCUCGCUGCCGGUAUCACGCUCGCACACGCGAACAAAGCUUGUACCGCCAUGCUGCGGUACUGUCCUGUCUGGGUCGAUGAGUCUGACGAACGGUCAGAGUCAUCGGACGCCUGGUAUGCUGGGCAUCGACGGAAAAAGAAAAAUACCCGCAUCUGGGAAGAGUAA
Pyrenophora tritici-repentis Pt-1C-BFP is the source of this 207-nucleotide messenger RNA. RefSeq lists its product as uncharacterized. The record is from RefSeq and is a predicted model, not a curated record. Lineage: Eukaryota; Fungi; Ascomycota; Dothideomycetes; Pleosporales; Pleosporaceae.